Gekko japonicus is the source of this 682-nucleotide messenger RNA. RefSeq names its product HRAS-like suppressor 3. Gene Ontology annotation, molecular function: glycerophospholipid phospholipase A1 activity; A2-type glycerophospholipase activity. Gene Ontology annotation, biological process: N-acylphosphatidylethanolamine metabolic process. NCBI's taxonomy places the organism in Eukaryota, Metazoa, Chordata, Lepidosauria, Squamata, Gekkonidae. The record is from RefSeq and is a predicted model, not a curated record. Gene Ontology annotation, cellular component: cytoplasm. The coding region runs from base 70 to 567 and encodes 165 amino acids. The transcript has 4 exons.
AAUAACUGCCUCCUGACUUCUCCCUAAAGCUCUGUCUGACAACUGCCCGUUCAGGACAAGUGUCUGAAGAUGUCUGAUUACUACGUAGAGCCCAAACCUGGAGACCUUAUAGAGAUCUCUCGUGUGGGUUACAAGCACUGGGCCAUCUAUGUAGGUGCUGGUUAUGUGAUCCACCUGGCACCCAAAGAUGACUUAGCCCAGGCCAGCGUCAACAGCAUCAUGUCCAUCCCGUCCGAGAAGGCGGUGGUGAAGAAGGAACUUUUGUGGGAGAUCGCUAGAAGCAACGCCUGCCGGGUCAACAACAAAUAUGAUCGGAAAUACCAGCCGCUGCCUGCAGGCCAAAUCGUCCAGGAGGCAGAAUCGCUGUUGGGAAAGGAAGUGAACUACCGAGUGGCCAGCCAGAACUGUGAACAUUUCGCUACCUGGCUGCGGUACGGCACAGCUAGGAGCGACCAGGUGAGAGAAACCGUGGCCAGUGCAGUGGGAAUGAUUGGUGUUGGGGUUAUUCUGGGCUUGGCCACUUUGCUGGGCAGUCUGCUAUUGCCCAGCAGGCAUGAAGAAAAAUAAUCGAAGUGCCUCCUGCUUUGACCAUGGAUGAACCGUUCCAUCCUGUACUCGGAAGUCACUUUCUGUCUCUUCUUUUGUUUCUUUCUUACUUUGUCCCUGUCUUGAGAGUUCUGAA